GGCGCGCAAGUCUCCACUGUGCUUAGUCACGCUGAGUGUCUGCUUUUACACACACACACACACACACACACACACACACACACACACACAAACAAAGAGAACUACACACGCGCGCGUUCUCGCUCUAACAACCGCCGGUGACCUGACACAGAGGAACAUUGAAGUCAAAAGACUGCCACUGGGUCUCACUGGUCAUGCUGCAGUCUAACAUCUGUCAAUCAUUCACACACGGAUGUAAGUCACAUCACACGGGUGACAUGUUUUGGAUGUGCAUUUCUUCGUAGUUGAAUGUGACGUAGUCCAGGAAGAUUUCUGAGUUAAAACAUCACACGUUCUAGAUGGUUUUCAUUCUCUUGAGCAGAAGGUGUAAAUAUGUCAGCAAAGACUGGUUGGAUUCGUUCUUGAUGUCUGCUGCAUGUCGUUCUCAUAACCUCUGGAGACAGUGAACCACUGAAACAACUUCUCCUAUCAAGUCAAAGAAUUAUCAUGGGAGUAACGUCAUGGAGCCAAAGCUACAGGACACUGUGAUUGUCGUCUGCUGUCAGCAUGACCGUGAGCUGUCCCCUGUGAGCGUCACCUGUCUGACCCGCACGUCUCUCUAGGGCUGACGGUCCACACCUAAGACUGUGUUCAACUCUAGGUCAUCUUCCCUCUGUCGUUUGCUUGCGCUGGCGAGCGAGGAUGAGCACGCUGGACCACAGCCGGUGAGGAUGUAUGCAGCGUCCGGUAUGACAGAAUGCAAGGCGGAGGUCACUCCGUCGGCACGAAACGGGCACCGUGUGUUCAGCUACACCCUGGAGAGCCACACGGCGGCCGCCUUCAACAUCAUGAACGAACUCCGCUUGGAGCGGCAGCUGUGCGACGUCACGCUGAGGGUGAAAUACAACGAUCUGGAGGCUGUUGACUUUGUAGCGCAUAAGGUUGUGUUGGCCUCGUCAUCGCCGGUGUUUCGUGCCAUGUUCACCAACGGCUUGAAGGAGUGCGGCACUGAGGUGGUACCUAUUGAGGGGAUUCACCCAAAGGUGAUGGGACGGCUUAUCGAGUUUGCGUACACGGCGAGCAUCUCGGUUGGAGAGAAGUGUGUGAUUCACGUCAUGAACGGUGCCGUCAUGUAUCAGAUCGACAGUGUGGUCAAAGCCUGCUGCGAUUUCCUCGUACAGCAGCUCGACCCGAGUAACGCCAUCGGCAUCGCCAGCUUCGCUGAACAGAUCGGCUGCACAGAGCUCCAUCAGAAGGCCAGAGAAUACAUCUACAUGAACUUCAGUCAUGUGGCCACACAAGAGGAGUUCUUCAACCUGACUCACUGUCAGCUGGUGACGUUGAUCAGCCGUGACGAGCUGAAUGUGCGUUGUGAGUCUGAGGUGUUUCACGCGUGCGUGGCGUGGGUUCAGUACGACCGCGAGAACCGCCGGCCGUAUGUUCAGGCUUUGCUGCAGGCCGUCCGCUGCCACUCACUCACACCUCAUUUCCUGCAGCGCCAGCUGGAACAUUUUGAGUGGGACGCUCAGAGUAAAGACUACCUGUCGCAGAUCUUCCAGGACCUCACACUGCACAAACCCACCAAAGUCAUUCCGUGCCGAACACCCAAAGUGCCGCAGCUCAUCUACACGGCCGGCGGCUAUUUCCGUCAGUCACUUAGCUACCUGGAGGCGUUUAACCCCUGCACGGGCGCUUGGCUGCGGCUGGCGGAUCUGCAGAUGCCUCGUAGCGGUCUGUCGGCGUGUGUCAUCAGCGGUCUGCUGUAUGCCGUGGGCGGACGUAAUAACGCUCCGGACGGGAACAUGGACUCCAACACGCUGGACUGUUACAAUCCCAUGAACAACUGCUGGCUGCCCUGCGCUCCCAUGAGUGUCCCACGCAACCGCAUCGGCGUGGGCAUCAUCGACGGCAUGAUCUACGCUGCGGGCGGGUCACACGGAUGUGUCCAUCAUAACAGCAUGGAGAGGUAUGACCCAGAGAGAGAUUCCUGGCAGCUUGUGGCUGCCAUGUUGACGCGGCGCAUCGGAGUGGGCGUGGCCGUCAUUAAUCGUCUGCUAUAUGCAGUGGGAGGUUUCGAUGGGACUCACCGGCUGAGCUCGGCCGAAUGCUACAAUCCUGAUAGAGACGAAUGGAGAAGCGUAGCGUCCAUGAACACGGUCCGCAGCGGAGCAGGUGUGUGCGCCCUGGGGAACUACAUAUACGUGAUGGGCGGGUACGACGGGACGAAUCAGCUGAACACAGUGGAGCGAUAUGAUGUGGAAACGGACAGUUGGAGUUUCACAGCAUCCAUGAGACACAGACGCAGCGCUCUUGGUGUGACCGCACACAACCAGCGCAUCUAUGUGCUCGGUGGUUAUGACGGCAACACUUUUCUGGACAGUGUGGAGUGUUUUGACCCAGAAACGGACACAUGGACAGAGGUCACCAAAAUGACGUCUGGUAGGAGCGGGGUCGGGGUGGCUGUUACUAUGGAGCCGUGCCAAAAAGACCUCAGCCAGUGUCAGAAACACUAGUGCCUGUCUGUCUCUCUCUCAGCCAAUGUCAUUAGCGCACAACAGACGUGUUCUUCACUCACACACUCAUGACAUCUCCUCAGAUCUUCUCUGUACUUAUAUUCACAUCUCUAAUGUCUUGUGAGUUUGCCCUGUGGUGUUGAGCACCUGCACUUCACCCCGUGGAGGACUUGAGAGCAGAGCCCACAAAUUUCAUAAAGUGCCAUGAUCUACACACGAGUGAUCUGACGCCCGAGCACAGUAUGCCAGUAUACCAGAAUCAACACGACCGUAUUAAAUCUCUCAAUGAAUAAAGUUUUGACUUCAGAAUCGUCUUUCUCCCUGUGACCAAGAAGACGUUUGCCUAAAGCCCCAAAUGAUUUUGUAUUUGCUUUGUUAAUGUCAAGAUGUAGAUGACUUCUCAGACUGAUGGCGAAGAGCUUGUGUAAGUUGUGCACAGAUUUAAGAUCAACCUCAGAGCUUUGGAGCCCACAAGAACAUUUACACGCAACAGUUUUAGUGGAUUCAAGACUACAAAUGAAACAAAUUUACUAAUUUAAGGCAACAAUGAUUUUUACAGCCUGAAAAUAAUGUAUUUCUACAACCAAUUCAAGCUGCUUUGUCCCAGGGAGUUUCUACAUUGGUAUUGAGGGAAGUCUUGUGCAUCAUUUUCCUGUAUUUAUUUGACAUUUUCCCCCCUUGCUUGUGAUCAUUGGUCGCACCUCUUCAUACUAAACUGUUUAAUUUAGUUUGAAAAGAUUAGUUAUAUAUUGUACUAUAAGUGUACAUUUUCAAUUGUACCCCAAUGAACAACAUGUACAAACAUUAUAUAUUAAAGCAUAUGUUUAAAUAGUU
Triplophysa dalaica is the source of this 3326-nucleotide messenger RNA. It is a transcript of the gene keap1b, whose product is annotated as kelch-like ECH-associated protein 1b. The transcript is spliced from 7 exons. Gene Ontology annotation, molecular function: protein binding. NCBI's taxonomy places the organism in Eukaryota, Metazoa, Chordata, Actinopteri, Cypriniformes, Nemacheilidae. The record is from RefSeq and is a predicted model, not a curated record. The coding region runs from base 711 to 2492 and encodes 593 amino acids.